CGCUUGUGACCAAGUAAUAAUAAAUUGGAAAAUACGAGGACAUUACUCUUAUUCAUUUUAUUGACAUUUAAUUGAUAGGAAAAAGUUGCUAAAAUUUUUAGAAAAACCAUAAUGCCUCAGAAAUUGAGUCCAAGAAUCAGGAUUAGCUUUCCUUUGCUGGCUCUGACUUUACAGUGCAUAAUCAUAGUAUUAUUUGUAUUAUUUAUGGAUUACCAUGAAUACAGCCCAAAGAAAUACAUUGCCACAUAUGCAGUAUUUCAAGAUGUCAAUACAAUGAUCUUUCUUGGCUUUGGCUUCAUGGCUACGUUCCUCAAGAGGUACGGGCGGAGUGGCAUUGCGUUUAACAUGCUUCUUGCAGCCUUUGCACUUCAGUGGGCCACAAUCCUAGAAGGUUUGUUCUUUGAAUUUGAGAACUCAAAGAUACGAAUAAACAUGACCAGUGUAAUCCAUGCAGACCUGAGUGCAGUAUCUGCACUGGUCUCAAUAGGAGCAAUACUGGGAAAUACCAGUCAUAUACAAUUACUCCUGAUGGCCAUCCUGGAGGUGACAUCCUUCACUGCUAAUAAAUGGCUUCUGAAGUUUUUGUUUCAGAUUGACCGCAAAACUAGUGCCAUGUAUCUUCACCUUUUCGGAGCAAUGUUUGGAUUGACAGUGUCACGAAUUCUCUAUCGCCCAGGGCUACAAAAAGGCCAUGAAAAGAAAGGAUCACUCCCGAUAUCUGACCUCUUUUCCAUGAUUGGUACAAGCUUUCUGUGGAUGUUCUGGCCCAGUUUUAAUGCAGCCCUUCUUACUUUAAAUAGGGCAAAAGCUGUUUACAACACCUACUAUGCCUUGGCUGCUUGCACUAUUGCAACGUUUGCGAUUUCCAGUCAGAUCCAUAAUAAAGGGAAAUUAGACAUGUCACAUAUCCGCAAUGCUAUGUUGGCAGGAGGAGUUGCUGUCGGGCUUUCUGCUCCUUUGAUACCAUCUGCUUACAUUGCAAUGAUAAUCGGCUUCAUUGCUGGUGGUACUUCUACACUGGGGAUGAAAUACCUAAAGGGCACAUUGGAAGUAUAUUUGAACCUGAAUGAUACUUCUGGCAUUUUAUACACCCACGGCUUACCUGGAAUCAUAGGAGGCAUAGUGUACAUUGUCCUACUUUCAGUGCCCUCUGUGAGUGAGGAUUUGCAAAGAGUUAAGACGUCACAUACUGACUACUGGCAAACAGCCCUGUUUGUUACCAUGACAAUGGGCAUUUUAACAGGAUUUGUCACAGGUUUGAUCCUGAAGUUAAAGAUUUGGAAGCAGCCCUCUGAUUUAAAAUGCUAUGAUGACCAAAUUUAUUGGAAGUUUCCACACUUAGCAACUAUGAUCUGAAAACAUUCACCAGCAUUGUGUCUAUAUGGAAACAAUAAGACUACCGACGACAGAUGUUGAUCAAUUUCCAAAGGUUUGAAGUAAUUUCACAAGAAGUACACAAAAGAACAAAGGUCUGUUGAAUUUAAGCAAGCGAUUAUACAUGAUUGUGUCUGCUGUGCUACUGCCCAAAUGUAAUAUAAAACACAUCCAUGCAUGUUGAAAACACAUGUUAAACAAGUGGACUGUAUAAGCACUUGUCAAAACACCAGAACUUUACAUAUUGUUUGGUUGUUUCUGUUUUUGAUUAAGUAUUGUACUGAAUAUGUGAAAACUUGCAUGUCUUGAUCAUGUGUAAACUUAUAAGCUAGCAUUAAAACUGUUGAAGAAACAUUGACGUUGUAACUAUUUAGAAAAGGUGAAACUUCUUUCAUGGAAUAUUUAAGAAAUUCAUUGCACUCUGACUCAUCCAGACCAGGAAGAUUCCAUAAUCAGGACUCCAUGGUCUGUGCUGAGUUAGAUAAUGUCAACUAAGCCAACAAUAUGCUUUUGCAAUUACUUCUGUAUCCCUUGGAAAAAAACAGGAAAAAUCAGCUUGCGUUAUUAUUUCCAUCUAAGAUCUUUGGUGGAAAAAUAUCUGUGAAUAAAACAAAUCGAAUAAUCA
Stegostoma tigrinum is the source of this 1999-nucleotide messenger RNA. It is a transcript of the gene rhd, whose product is annotated as Rh blood group, D antigen. Gene Ontology annotation, cellular component: plasma membrane. NCBI's taxonomy places the organism in Eukaryota, Metazoa, Chordata, Chondrichthyes, Orectolobiformes, Stegostomatidae. The transcript has 10 exons. Gene Ontology annotation, molecular function: ammonium channel activity. Bases 112 to 1356 code for a protein of 414 amino acids. The record is from RefSeq and is a predicted model, not a curated record. Gene Ontology annotation, biological process: ammonium transmembrane transport; ammonium homeostasis.